Hevea brasiliensis (rubber tree) is the source of this 2850-nucleotide messenger RNA. RefSeq names its product probable xyloglucan glycosyltransferase 6. The coding region runs from base 306 to 2327 and encodes 673 amino acids. NCBI's taxonomy places the organism in Eukaryota, Viridiplantae, Streptophyta, Magnoliopsida, Malpighiales, Euphorbiaceae. The transcript has 5 exons. The record is from RefSeq and is a predicted model, not a curated record. Gene Ontology annotation, molecular function: glycosyltransferase activity. Gene Ontology annotation, cellular component: Golgi apparatus.
GUUCCCAUUCAUUGGAGCCGAGGUAUCAAAAUACUUUUAUUUUGAUAUAAUAUAUUCAAAAUAAAUAAUUUUAAAAUAUUUUAAGCGAAAAUAAAAAAAAAAAAUAAAGUUGAUAUUCUUAUUAAUUAAAUUUAUUUUUAAAUUAUUUAAUAGUUUUAAUAUUGUUAAGCUGGUUGUUCUCAUAACACUGGCUCCGCUAAGUUAGUUAAGACACUCGUCCGCCAAGCAAAACACGCGCAGAGGCAGAGGGAUCUGAGAAGCGAAGGAGGGAGAAAAGAAAUCUGAAUCGGCUAUUUUACAUUUCUAUGAGUCCACACCAAAACCACGAGUUUCAACAAUGGUGGAAAAAACAGCGCCAGUUUCUGGACCAAUCCGACGACGCUUUGCUCACCGUUGAGAUCCGCAGCCCUUCCACUCCCGAUACCACUGUCGAUAAAGGUCACACUCGUAGCGCCCGCCAGCUCUCCUGGCUUUGGCUUCUCAAAUUCCAGCAGCUCGCUAGCUCCCUCGCGUGGUUCACAAACGCCCUGUUUUAUCUCCUCCGCACCGCCAAUCGCAGGAUCGCUAGCUCCGACUCUCCUUCCGAUUCCUCCUCCUCGCGCUUGUAUAGAAUCAUUAGAGUGUUCUUGAUUCUCGUCAUUUUGUUACUCUGCUUUGAGUUAGUUGCUUAUUUUAAGGGAUGGCAUUUCAGCCCACCGUCGGUGGAGUCUGCCGAGGCCAUGGUGGAGAGAGUGUAUGCCACAUGGUUGGAAAUCAGAGCCAAUUACUUGGCGCCGCCGCUGCAGAGCUUGACCAAUGUGUGCAUUGUUUUGUUCUUGAUACAGUCGGUGGAUCGCGUGGUAUUGGUGUUGGGGUGUUUUUGGAUCAAGGUUAGAAAUUUGAAGCCUGUUGCAGCGGAGUAUGGAAAUGUGGAUGGGGAGAGUGUGGAGGAUUAUCCCAUGGUGUUGGUGCAGAUCCCUAUGUGCAAUGAGAGAGAGGUUUACCAACAAUCUAUUGCAGCUGUUUGUAUCCAGGACUGGCCAAAGGAGAGGAUGCUUAUACAGGUUUUAGAUGAUUCUGAUGAGUUAGAUGUUCAACUCCUUAUCAAGGCAGAAGUGCAAAAAUGGCAACAAAGGGGUGUGCACAUAUUGUAUAGACAUCGUCUUAUACGCACAGGCUACAAGGCAGGCAACCUCAAAUCUGCAAUGAGCUGUGAUUAUGUAAAAGAUUAUGAAUUUGUGGCAAUAUUUGAUGCAGAUUUUCAGCCAGCACCUGAUUUCUUGAAGAAAACUAUUCCUUACUUCAAGGGGAAUGAUGACCUAGCGUUGGUUCAAACAAGGUGGGCCUUUGUAAACAAGGAUGAGAACUUGCUAACAAGACUGCAGAAUGUGAACUUAUCAUUCCACUUUGAGGUUGAGCAACAAGUCAAUGGUGUCUUUAUAAACUUCUUUGGUUUUAAUGGAACUGCUGGUGUAUGGAGGACUAAAGCCCUUGAGGAAUGUGGUGGGUGGAUGGAACGGACAACUGUAGAAGACAUGGACAUUGCUGUUCGUGCUCACCUUUGUGGAUGGAAGUUUAUAUAUCUGAAUGAUGUUAAGUGCCUUUGUGAACUUCCGGAGUCCUACGAGGCUUACAAAAAACAGCAGCAUCGCUGGCAUUCAGGUCCAAUGCAGUUGUUCCGCUUGUGCUUCCUUGACAUACUUCGCUCAAAGGUGAGCUUGGGCAAGAAAGCUAAUUUGAUAUUUCUUUUUUUCCUACUACGAAAGCUUAUCCUACCUUUUUAUUCUUUCACUCUCUUCUGCAUCAUACUGCCACUUACCAUGUUCCUACCAGAAGCACAGUUACCAGCCUGGGUUGUUUGUUAUGUCCCUGGGAUCAUGUCUAUCUUGAAUAUACUUCCAGCACCACGAUCAUUCCCAUUUAUAGUCCCCUACCUAUUGUUUGAAAACACCAUGUCUGUGACCAAAUUCAAUGCCAUGAUAUCAGGAUUGUUUCGAUUUGGAAGUUCUUAUGAGUGGAUAGUUACAAAGAAGUUAGGGAGAUCUUCAGAGGCGGACUUAGUUGCCUUUGCUGAGAAGGAAUCAGAUUCUUUAGUAGAAACUAGUAGUCUACACAGGUCUUCAUCAGAUUCAGGUUUGAAUGAGCUGAACAAGCUAGAAAACAAGAAAGCAGUAAAAAAGAGAAGGAAUCGUUUGUACAGGAAGGAACUUGCUCUGGCAUUGAUAUUGUUAACGGCCUCGGUGAGAAGCUUGUUGUCUGCUCAUGGAAUUCACUUUUACUUCCUAUUAUUUCAAGGGAUCAGUUUCCUGGUUGUUGGUCUUGAUUUGAUUGGGGAACAGGUUAGUUAAGUACGAGAUUCCAAUAUUCAAGUAUUCUUGUUGCAAGUUAUGUUGAGGGAUUUGGCCUGCAUGCAGUGAUGCUGCAGUCGCCAUAUAUCAACGACGACUCUCCUUACAUACUUCCCAAAAGUUUGAAAAUCAGAGCCCUCACCAUUGGAACAUGUUCAUUUGGUUCUCAGCUCUGGAUUAAAGCAAAAUUUGAUUCAUUUGUGCUAUUUAUUCACUUAUUGGGUGACGGACCAUUGUGUCAUUGUUGUAGCGAAUAGAGCUCAAGUUGUCUAGGAAUGUUUGAUGCGAGAGAAAUGCCCGAAUUUGAUGCUGAACAUUUGAUUGAUUUUCUAUUCUUUCGCUCCGAUUUAUAGCAUAAAGAAGGUGUACGCAUGCCUAUGUCAAAAUGAGGCAUGCACAUGCACUAUUAGAUCAUUAAAUGUCAUUCUCAUUCUUUAAAUUCCGCUAUUUCAUGGAUUGUUUACAGGCCAAAUGUAAAACCCUAAUUAGUUGAGUGUUGAAAUCUCAGUUGAAUGUUCUAACA